Molecule: messenger RNA, 228 nt
Organism: Clunio marinus
Lineage: Eukaryota; Metazoa; Arthropoda; Insecta; Diptera; Chironomidae
Source: the annotation of a GenBank genome assembly
AUGAAUGGUUAUAGCGAUGAAGCAGGCAUCACGAAAGUAUUUGCUAAGACAACAGAAAAUGAACGAAAUAAAAGCGAUUGCAUUAUUUGUGAUAUCAAAAGUAAAUGUGCCGCCAUUUGUGUUCGAAGUGUAAGAAGAAACGGAAAAAGAUUCCGACUAAAGAAAGGGCCGAAAGGACGUAAAGCAAGAACAAAAAUGGCAGCAAAAAUGUUUCUUUAUAUGGCAUGA